CCAUAAUAAUGGUGGCAGAGGAGGUAAUAAUAACACUGUCCGGCGGAGCUCCGUGGGGCUUUCGCCUCCAGGGAGGUGUGGAGCAUCAGAAACCCCUCCAGGUGGCCAAGGUGCGUAAGCGCAGUAAGGCAUGUAGGGCUGGACUCAGGGAAGCUGAUGAGCUGGUGUCCAUCAACGACCAGCCAUGUGAAACUCUGUCCCAUGCCCAGGCCAUGAACCUCAUCGACAGCUCCCCAGGAAUACUUCACAUCCGAGUCAAAAGAGCACCUGUUGGCUUUCAGUCUGUGGUGCUCCUGACCCGUGCCCCAUCACCCCGCAUUGACAAAGAGUACCGUGCUGUCCUGCGAGCCAUGUCCCCCUCCCAUCCACACCACACGACAGUCCGAGAGAUCCACCGAAGCCGCUCCUCCCUGGCCAGUGGCCUGACAUCUCCUCCAGGCAGUGAGGCUUACUAUGGUGAGACCGACAGUGAUGCUGAUGUGGCAGCUUAUGAGAGGCAGCGUCGCCAGAAACGCCGCAGCCCCAGCAACACUGCCCCUGGAAAACCGUCCGGACGUGCCUCGCCAGAAGGAGGGGAAACCUCGGAGAUGAGCGGCUAUGACAGUGCUCCGGAUGCACACAUCUGCCCCAAAUUGUUGGAGGGGCAUAUGGGCACAGGAGGAGGAGGAGGACGAGGAACAGAAGGAGAGGGACUGCCAGGAGUGGCUCGAAAGGAAGUGAUCUACCAGCCUCCUGCACCAGGGAUGUGGUCCUCCCAGACAUCCACUGAAACCUCCUCUAUCAUCUCCUCGACAGAUGACCAAGGGCCACGUGAUGGAGCGCCAGAGGAGGACAGUGGCUUCUUAGAGCCAGCCAAUGUGCCGCUGGUGUCCCCUGAGAGGGCCAAGGGAGCAUUGUUGCUGGGCUCUCGCAGCCAGCUAGUACCGAUGGUUGGGCCUUUGGACAAACCCAUCGAUGAGGAACUCACUACAACCUACAUGGAGAAGGCCAAACAAGCCAAACUAAACCGAGGGGAAACCCUGCAAGACAAGCAUGUGAAGGAAGCCAAAACCAAGUGUCGUACAAUUGCAUCCCUGCUGACUGAUGCACCUAACCCUCACUCCAAGGGCGUGCUGAUGUUCAAGAAGCGCCGGCAACGCUCCAAAAAGUACACCCUUACCAGCUUUGGUAGUGUCGAUGAGGAUGUGUGUCGUGACUCACAGGAGGAGGACGGGGUAUUCCCGGGCAGCGAGUCGGAAUUCGAUGAGGAUGGCUUCUCGGCACUCCCAGACCCAACAUGGGACAGUGACUACUUAGAUAUGUUGGAGAAGAGGGCGGCUGCAGGCCUUGGGGGUCGCGGGGAUGGGGCAGAAGAUGCUCCCAGUCCAGGGCUGAGUGACACAGCAGGCAAAGGUGCCCAGUUGUUUGAACAGCAGAGGAAGAGGGCAGCUGAGCAUGCCAAGAAAGUAGAAGCGGCACAGCCUCAGGCACCAACUCACACUCAGAGCCUGGAUCAAACGCCAAUAUAUCAACAGAGCCAGAUGCAGCCACAGACACAGGCACAGAUGCAACUUAACACCCAUCCUCAGCAGAUAAUACCAAAGUCUGCUUCCUCACAGCAAGGGGUCCAGCAAAUGGCUCCUCAGAUUCCAGUCCAAGCCCCGGUUAAUGCUCCUGCCCACAACAUGGCAAAUGGGGAUGUACCCUCCUGUGCAGUUCGCAUGGAGAUGUCACCUCCAGCUGUGGCACCCAAACCCACCACUGCCUCAGUGACAAUCCUGGCCAGUCCCCCACAGCCAGCUGAAACCCCAUUACCAGAAUUAUCAUCCAGCAAUGUUCUCAACCGAACCGCACGUCCCUUUGCACCUGGGUUUAUCACCAGCCGGGCUGCUACUGCUCCUGUGGCGUUCCGUCCAACCAUAACGAAGAAGGCCCAGCGCCCUGCCUCAGCAGCAGUGAUUACCCCACCUUUCACCACUUCCUCAGAGCUGGCUGGUACUGUUGCACCGGUAAUUUCCCAGUCAUCAACUGGUCCUCCAUCAAUGUUCCUAUCACCCACAACUCUACCCGAAGGUCCCGUUUUCCCCAUGCUCGCACCACCAGUUCCUCCUCUCCCAUCAGGUGUCUCUACCCCUGUGGAGAACAUGCAGGCCACCUAUCAAUCAAUUACUAUUACUACUCCUCAGGCUCAAUUUACAACUGUGCCCACAGUACCAGUGCCCACAGCUUCAUGUACACCAAUUGCUCCAGCCCCUGUUGCCCCAGUGCCCCAAGCUCUGGUCUCAACUGGUUCGGUUCCACAUGUCUCAACUGUCACAAUGCCCCCGGUUCAGUUGACGGUGCCCCUGUCAGUCCCAGAUCAAGUCUCAAUGGCCCCUGUAGCUCCAGUGUCUGUGGUCUCCCAGCCAAAUACCAUAGCUCCCACUCCUGUUCCUGGUACAGCAAGCCGCACUGGCAUCUUAGUUGAGGCUCGUCGGCGUAGCGGAAAAUCCAGACCUAUGUUCAAUGUGCCUGAUGUCAAGAAGAACUCUCCCAAUCCUGAGCUGUUGACCAUGGUGCAAAACCUGGAUGACAGACCUGUACGACACAGAUAUGGCUAUCCACCCUCUGAGUCCUACAAUGGUGCAGCGGAAGACACCAGUGAUGAGGCCGGACGGGGCAGGAUGCCUCCCCCAGUGGCACCGAAGCCACGAGUCAUCCAUGAAACUCCCCAGAUUCCCCAAGCAGAGGGCAAGGGAGCCCAGCUGUUUGCCCGCAGGCAGAGCCGCAUGGGCAUGUACGUGGUGGACACCCCACCUGAGACCCCAUACCAGCAGGAGGUGUCUUCAUACCCUUCGGCCCAACACCGUGAUCUCUCUCCAAACCCCUCCCUCCCCUCUCAAUGGAAGUAUUCCCCCAACAUCAGGGCCCCCCCACCCAUUGGAUACAACCCACUCCUGGCCCCCUCUGUCCCAGUGGGGCCCCAGAGAGGUUUGGGCUUGGCUGACGGUAGGGGCAGAGGAGGCAUGGCCACUCAGAAGGAGGGUAUCAAAGCACUGGAUUUCAUGAGAAGGCAGCCCUACCAGCUCAACUCCGCCAUGUUUAGUUAUGGGGGCAAUACCGCCAAUAUGUCAGCCAUACCCUCUUACCAGGCCCAAAGGCAGCAGCAGCAGCAGGGUGGCCACACAACAAUGGUGGGAAGCUCACUAACCUCACCCAGGCAGAUCCCUGUCAAGGCUGCCCGUGUGUAUGAGAUCAAACGCUUCUCAACGCCUACACCCAUGUCUGCCCCAACUCUGACACCCAAAGUGAUCUCGCCACGCUCCGCAACCACUCUGGGAGAGCGACUAACACGCUCUGACAUGAUCUCUCCGCCACUGGCUCCUCUCACUCCACUUCCUGCCCCCACCCUGGGCCCUGCUAUUGCUCUUGCACCAACCUUCAUCCCAGCUCCAGGACUCGCCAAAGCUUCAGCGCCUUCCCAACAAGCUGGCCUUCCCAGUCUCCCAAAGAUCUCUGCCACCCCUAUACCCAACCUUGUGCCCAAUGCACUUCCCACACCUUACACUCCAACGUCCUACACCACUGGGCUUCAGGGAGCCAAGCAGUUUCAGAGUGCCCCUGAGCUGAGUCUCCUCUCCUCUUUGCCUCCACUGAGGCCCAAUCCUGUUCAGGUGCCCAAGCCGCGUUUUGUUGCCACCAAGGUGGGCGUCCAACCCCACAUCUGGAGACCAGGAGCUUUGUGA
Lampris incognitus (smalleye Pacific opah) is the source of this 3704-nucleotide messenger RNA. RefSeq names its product synaptopodin 2-like a (gene synpo2la). The transcript has 4 exons. The coding region runs from base 9 to 3704 and encodes 1231 amino acids. The record is from RefSeq and is a predicted model, not a curated record. Gene Ontology annotation, cellular component: Z disc; nucleus; actin cytoskeleton. NCBI's taxonomy places the organism in Eukaryota, Metazoa, Chordata, Actinopteri, Lampriformes, Lampridae. Gene Ontology annotation, molecular function: actin binding. Gene Ontology annotation, biological process: positive regulation of actin filament bundle assembly.